Messenger RNA from Astrephomene gubernaculifera, 3516 nucleotides. NCBI's taxonomy places the organism in Eukaryota, Viridiplantae, Chlorophyta, Chlorophyceae, Chlamydomonadales, Astrephomenaceae. The record is from the annotation of a GenBank genome assembly.
CCGGAAACUAAUAGGUAGAAUGCAUUGCUACAAGGCUUACUGUGUUCCCCUUACAAAGAAGUAUUAAGGUGGCUCGUUAUGGUGCUAUCUUAGCCUUGCGCCAAUAGGAAAUGAGCACGUACUUGUAAACGAUCAGCCCUUUGUUUAAUUGAACACAAGCUUCAUGGCGUCGACCGUGUGGGCGCCGACACAGGAGGGGGUUCAUAAGCUGGUCAGCCUACUCACUUUAUACCAACAACCAGGGACUAAUCAGAGCCAGAUAUUUCAACAACUUGAAGCAUGUAGAGCGUAUCCAGACUUCAACAACUACCUUGCGUUUAUCUUUGCGACUGGAGAACAGCUGUCGGUGGAGGUACGCCAAAGCGCGGGGCUUUUGCUAAAGAACAACCUCAGCAAGCAUUACAAGGAUAUCCCUGCGGAGUUUAAGGCGUACAUAAAGGGCGCCCUUCUACCGCUGCUGGGCCAUGCCAGUCGCGAGCUGCGGCACACCGCCGGCACCAUCGCCUCCGUCAUCGUGGGGCAGGGCAGCCUGGAGGAGUGGCCGGAGCUAGCAGCAGCCCUGCCGCGCUGCCUGCAGGCGGAGGACCCCAAUGUGCUGGAUGGCGCGCAGGACACCUUGUAUAAGAUCCUGGAGGACCACCCGAGGCAAAUAGAGACCCCGGUGGCCAGCGCGGGUGGCCGGCCCGCCAGCAGCCUGGUGGUGCCGCCGCUGCUGCGGCUGAUGCAGUCGGCCGCGGAGGACGUACGGCGGCUGGCGGUGGCGUGCCUCAACCUCAUGGCGCCGCACAUGCCCAGCGGGCUGCAGGAAAACGUGGACAGCUACCUGCAGGGCCUGUUCGCGCUGGCCAACGACGGCUCCAACCGCGUGCGCCAGGAGGUGGUGGGCGGGCUGGUGGUGGCGGUGUCCACCUGCUCCGAGCGGCUGGCGCCCUUCCUGCCGCAGCUGGUGGAGUACAUGAUCGGCGCCAACGAGCAUUCCGACGGGGCGGUGGCGCUGGCGGCCGCGGAGUUCUGGACGGCCUACCUGGAGCUGCAGCUGGACCCGGAGCUGCUGCGGCCCGUGCUGCAGCGGCUCAUACCCGUGCUGCUGAAGAACAUGGUGUUUGGUGAGUACGAUGACGAGGUGUCGGAGGCGGAGGCGGCGGAGGGGGCGGCCACGCAGGCGGAGGACCGCGACCAGGACCUCAAGCCCUUCACGCAGCACCGGGCGAGAGAGCACGGCUCCGCUGCGGACAGCGGCGAGGGCAGCGAGGGCGCCGGGGAGGAGGGCAGCGGCGACGACGACGAGGAGGUGUUCAGCGCCUGGAACCUGCGCAAGUGCAGCGCGGAGGCGCUGGACGUGCUGUCCAACAGCUACGGAGACGACCUGCUGCCCGUGCUGCUGCCCAUCGUGCAGCAGAGACUGCAGGACGGCAACUGGCGUGCGCGCGAGUCCGCCAUCCUGGCCCUGGGCGCAGUGAGCCACGGCUGCCACAACGGGUUGCAGCCCUUCAUGGAGGGCAUGGUGCACAUGCUGCUGCCAGCGCUGCGGGACCCGCGACCCAUGGUUCGCAUCAUCACCUGCUGGACGCUGGGGCGCUACUGCCACUGGCUGUUUGAGGACGUGGUGGCUCGCGGACCCGUGGGUCGGCCGCUGCUGGACCAGGUGGUGGGCGGCGUGCUGGGCGCCAUGGGCGACAACAACAAGUUCGUGCAGGCGGCGGCGGUGAGCGCGCUGGCGGUGAUUGUGGAGUCGGCGGAGGCGCACAACAACCCCGAGCAGCUGCUGGAGCCGUACACCAAGGCCAUACUCGAGUCGCUGGCUGCAGCCCUGUCCCGCUACACGCGACGUGGAGUGGCCGUCACGUACGACGCGCUCACAUGUACGGCUCGGGUGCUGGGGCCGCGGAUAGCCGACCCCGCGCUCGCCACCAUCAUCCUUGCGCCCCUAACGCGGAAAUUCACAACGGCCAAGAUAUCGGAUAAGGACCUUCUUGCCGCGAUGGAGUGCCUAGCCAACGUGACGCCCCACACCGGCCGCGCAGUGGAGCUCUACGCAAAGGCGUUGUACGACAGAGCCAUCCUGCUGACCGCAGUCUACAUGCAGGCGGGGCUGCGCAGCCGAGCCAGCGGUGGCGCCGGCGCUGCAGCAGCAGCCGCCGCCGCCGCGGCCGGGGCUCCCGGCAGCUUGGCGGCCAUCAUGGGCGCCUGGCCGGGCAUGAACGGCAGCAGCGAGGUGGAGUACGACCCCACAUUUAUCGUACUGGCGUUGGACGUUAUCAGCGGCCUGGUGCAGGGCCUGGGCGCCAGCAUUGAGUCGCUGGUGGCGGCCAGCCCGCUGGUGCCGCUGCUGAUGCAGUGCUGCCAAGACGAGUCUCCGGACGUCCUGCAGAGCGCCUUUGCGCUGAUCGGCGACCUGGCCGCCGCCUGCGUGGCGCACCUGCUGCCGGUGCUGGAGGCGCUGGUGGGCUGCUCGCUGGCGCUGCUGGAGCUGCCCCGCAUCACGGACGCCAGCCUCUCCGCCGCCAACAACGCCUGCUGGUCGCUGGGGGAGGUGGUGAUCAAGGUGGACGCGGAACGCGUUGCGCCGCAUGCGGAGGCGAUUGCACACCGCAUGACCUCCAUCCUGUCCUACCCGGGCCGCAUGCCGCCCUCCCUCAUGGAGAACUGCUCCAUCACGCUGGGCCGCGUGGGUUGGCGCUGCGCCGAGCAGCUGGCGCAGUACCUGGCGCACUUUGUGGGGCCGUGGUGCGGGCAGCUGCGCAACAUCCGGGACGGCACGGAGAAGGAGCAUGCGUUCCUGGGGCUGUGCAGGCUUGUCCGCCUAAACCCGGAGGCGGCGCUGCCCGCGUUCCCCAUGAUGUGCAUGGCCUUCGCUUCCUGGCGGCGAGUGGGCUGCGAGGGGCUGCGCAAUGAGAUGGCCGGUAUCCUGCAGCUGUUCCACGCCAACCUGUCGGCCUCCGGUCGGUGGCAACAGGUGUACUCAGGAGUGAGCGAGCCUGUGCGCGGGAAGCUGGGUCAGAUGUUUGGGCUAGGGUUUUAGUUUUAUUGCCUUGAGUGGUAUGGCUGUCAGCGUUACAGACAAUACUUGACUUGUAGGGCCCUUUUGAGCAGUAGGGCAUACGGAACAACAUGAGUGUUCAUUGUAGUUAGGUGUGUGUUCAUCGUGUGGCAGGUUGAUGGGAGUAGAUGGGUAGAAGCCAUGGGAUGUCGCACGCGUCGGGGCCGGAGUUUGCCAGUAACCAGCUUUGGGCAUGUUGCGUCGAGUAUCACUGACAACGCGUUGGUGGCUAGUUUGCAUGGUACUGAACGUGCAUGCGUAGGCCGACAUCUCUCUGCCAGGAUAGUCCAUGCCAAAUGAGUUGUCUUUGAGAUGGGAAUAUCAAAGACACAGGCAAAGGUUGGCCGCCGGUUGCAAGGCCGGGUGUUGCAGGUCUCACAACCUUCUGAGGCUACAUGGUUGUGUUGGAGAUUAUGUGUUCGCGCCAGCGCAUAGGUUAGAUGGAUAUGGGCAUGUAGAUGGCGAUAUCGGCAUUG